This is a messenger RNA of Astyanax mexicanus (Mexican tetra), 3853 nucleotides long. RefSeq names its product homeobox C1a (gene hoxc1a). Gene Ontology annotation, biological process: regulation of transcription by RNA polymerase II. Gene Ontology annotation, cellular component: nucleus. Bases 220 to 1113 code for a protein of 297 amino acids. Lineage: Eukaryota; Metazoa; Chordata; Actinopteri; Characiformes; Acestrorhamphidae. The transcript has 2 exons. Gene Ontology annotation, molecular function: RNA polymerase II cis-regulatory region sequence-specific DNA binding; DNA-binding transcription factor activity, RNA polymerase II-specific. The record is from RefSeq and is a predicted model, not a curated record.
AACCUGCUGCCUUGGGUUAAUAAAAGCUCACUCAGAUGAAGGAGAUGUCCGGCUAUUGGCCCACAGUUAGAGGGCACGUCAUCCCCCAUCCAUCACAGAUCGAGUGAUUCUGGUCACUGUGAGGCAUGUCCGUCCACGGUUCGGGCCAUCCGUAGAUGGGGCUACCACGGGGUUCAAGGCUUUGGCCGGACGGAGGCUGCCACGAGGCGGGAGCGUGUCAUGGAUUCUUACCAAGAGUUCACGUGUGACGGGAGAACGGGAAUACCCUUCCCCGCAGGAAACUGCGCGAGCGAGGCCAGGCGCGAAGAUCUGGACCAAAGGACUAGUUCAGAACUCCGGUUCAGGGUGGAGGGUCGGUUCCUCGCGGACUUUGCCCACCACUGUUUCCCACCUCUAACGGACAACGACCCCAAAAGCUCUCGGGACCUGGUUUGCGCGGGCUCGAGCGCACCCCCCUUCCCCCAGAAUGAAGUGGGAGACUUCUAUUGCCCCGGUCAACCCCAAGUCCCCUCCUUCGCGCGCGCUGGGGAGCAGAACCUCUCCGGAGAGGAGCACUGCCCCUCCUCACGCGCGCUCACAAGUCCGUCCGUUCAAAAGCUCGGACUGGUCCACUCACUCGCUCAGGUCCACCCGGAGGAUGACCCGAGGAAACGUGCAGCGCUCGAGGACAACACCGAGCGCGCGCUUCCACUGAAGUUGCACGAAAACAUCCAAAGUGGGAAAACUUUCGAGUGGAUGAAGGUGAAACGAAGGCAGCCGCGAGGAGUCGGAGCAUCAGUCUGUGGACAUGGUCUCCUCGGACAGGUGUUCUGUGGAGGAAAAAGCAGUAGCAAUGACUUUAGUUCGGGUCAACCCGGAUCUCCGAGGACCAACUUCAGCACCAAGCAGUUGACAGAGCUGGAAAAGGAGUUCCACUUCAGCAGGUACCUGACGCGCGCGAGGCGGGUGGAGAUAGCAAGCUCCCUGCAGCUCAGCGAAACCCAGGUGAAGAUCUGGUUCCAGAACCGGCGCAUGAAGCAGAAGAAGCUGCAGAGGGAAGGUCUGGGACGAGAACAGGAGCGCGUUCAGGACACUAACGGAGCAGAGCCGCACUCACCUCCAGAGAACAGUUAAGAAGUUAGAGGAUGUUUUAUUGGCUGGAACUGUGAGAUAAAAACACUAAAACAAAAGCGAAAGAUGGGUAAAUCAGAAUUACGAAGAGACUCGAAGAGAACUGAAUCAAAAUCAGGAAAAAUACUGCUCACCUGCUGACUAAUCCCAAAAGUUUUAAAUAGCCUAAUCUUUAAACGCACUUUAUUAAUCAUAUACAUAAAAAAAUGUUCAACUGUAUAUUUUUUUAUUUGAUUCUUGAUUUUUUUUUCUUGUAUUUACGCUUUCGUUUACUUUCGUCUGCUGGUUACAAUCUGAAUUUUAUUUGUAGUUAUAUCGUUGUAAUUAAUACAUGCCCCUGUUAUAGCGUGUAACUUUGUCCGAAUAACGGAUGAAAAUUAUUCCAUAUAUAAAAUAAAGGUUUAAAUAUAUAAAACGAUAUUUUAUACAUAUUUUAUACAUUGCAAUAUUAAUGCAGAACAGACAUUCAAAGAACCAAUGAUAAAACACACACACACAGACACACACUCGUUUCACACGUUCCAUUUGCAUUAUAUCACUGUAGCUGACAAGACAACCCCAGUAUUGUGUCGACGCUUUUUGACAUAAAUUGACAUAAUACGCUAGUUGUUCUUCACAUUAUGUCAAAGUUUCAUGACGAAUGAAUUGGCCAAUAUAAAUUAAGUAAAACUACUUAUUUCCUUACGAUUACAAUUAUUAAAAGUUAAAAAUAUUUUUUUUCCUGCAAAUUUUGGCAUAUAGCCUAUAUUUUAACACACUCAUUUGUUUUUCACACAACCUACCUCUAAUAAGUAUUUAUAUUUUAUGUUUGGCGAAUCUUUAACUUAACUUUACAAAAGAAAUAAAAAGAAAUCUCAACUUUUUUUAUGGAAGUAAAUAUAUUACAUUUAAUUUAAUUAAUUUAAAUAGCGCUUUUUACAACAAAUGUUGUCACAAAGCACCUUUACAAAGAAAAAAACAGGUCCACUCCUCUCAUGAGCGAGCAAAUAUAUUAUUCUAAUAUUUUAUUCUAAUGGUAUCAAAACGUUCACACAAUAUAAACAUCAAUUCCCUGAUUUACAUGAUAUCAAAAAUGAAAAAAAAAAUCUAACAUUAACUUAACUGUCACCUUAAACCCGUUAAUGCCUUUUUAUUAAUGUUGAAUAAAUAAAUCACGCGUAGCUUUUCAAUUACUCAAGUACUUUACAAUUUUAGGACUAUUUUACAGCUUUAACUAAUUUACUUCUUAAAACACAUCAGCUUUAUUCCUUUCAAUUUAAAGUUUAUUCGGUUCUAAUCGGUCUUGACAUUGUCGGCUCCAAACUUCUGUGCUGUAAAUGUAUGAAAACACCUCAGGCACACACUCACGUGCGAGCGCGCGCGCAUUAGGAAGUUUUCUGUAUGUUGUAUGUGUCACAUUCACGCGGUCAGUGCUUUUAUCUAGGAAUAAAGAGCGCUGCAACAUGAUCGCUGCUCCUCGUCUUUCUAACUAAUGGCCAAACGCUGUCACCGAGCUAAGUGCCUCCACUUACCCGCGGAUUUCCAGCUAUUUAUGGCCAGAACGGGGUUCAGCCGAGAGCCACGGGUUGAACCUGCUCCGAUACCAACUUUUCAUUUUCAUGACAUCAAAGCUGUGGAGCGGAGAUGAAGAGUGUUGGAAGAGGGAUGGAGUGAUAGAGGAAACGUUCAGCCAUUCACCUUCGUUUUAAGGGCUUAAGUGUAAGAGGAUAUAGUGUUUAGACCUGUUGGGUUGUUAUACUGGCCUCCCUGUAUAUAUAUCAAGUUAUCAAGUUUCUUUUUUUUUAUUUCUCACCCAGAAAUAUGGGUAAACUUUCUUAGUUUUUAAUAGAAUAAAAACAAUCCCAAGCAAUUAUAACAUUUGUAUUUGAAACAAUGGAAACAAUGUCAUGAUUAACUUCUAUGUAGCCUGGAAGUGAAAACAAACAAACAAACAAAUAAAAAACGACAAAAAAUGAAAGACGGGGUUUUUACGUGACAGCGACGGUAUACAGUAAUUUUUUAACGCCUUAAAAACGAAACGCUACUCAAAGUGACAGUCUUUCCACGUUCCGAGGCCUCAUUUCGACUGACAUUAGCACUCAAAUAAUUGCUGGAAUUAUCUCAUAAGCGCACGAGGCUUAUCCUGAUUUAUGGCAAAUGGAUUUAUCGACAGGUGGGUUAGACAUAUUGACUUUUAAUUGAUCGGGUUUGAUGGGCCUCAGCUCUAGAAGCAAAAAGCGCACAUCACAUCACUGCAGUGCUAAGCACUGUAAAAAUAAUCAUCAAAGUCAUUAUAAACAUACAGUGCGAGUGUGAGCUAAAACCUUUAAUGUAUAGCCUUUUUUUAAAGGACCUAUACACAAUAUAACACGUUCUAUAUUCUAUGCAUUAUUACUGUGCAUGCUAAAAUUUUAAUAUUAUCGACAGUGACCAAACUCAUUGUUGCUUUCAUUGCUAUAUUGUUAAUAUUGUUAAUUUAUUAUCAAUUCUCAUUUUUUGUAUGCUUGGAAAUCUGUAUACAGAUCUGGAAAAAAGAGACUACUUAAAUUGAAAGUUAUCCAAAAGCAGUGUGUAAGACUAUUGGAGGAGAACAUGCCAAGAUGCAUGAAAACUGUGAUUGAGUUAUUCCACUAAAUAUUGAUUUUUGAACUUUUAAAACUUUAUAUGAACUUUUGAGGUCUAAAAAUUCUGCAUAUUUUGUCAUUUCAGCCAUUUCUCAUUUUCAGCAAAUAAAUGCUCUAAAUGACGUUAUUUUUAUUUGAAA